GGUCACACUACACAACCGCGAAAUUGUUAUUGUUUGUUUUUCUAAACUCUGAAAUUAAAAGAAAACUACUCUGAAUUUAAUAUACUAUGGCUGAUAAACAAUCUAUUGGGGAAGCAACCAAGUCCGUCCAGACAUCAGCGGUUCCGAAACAGGAGGAUGAAGAGCAGAAAAAGUCGACGCCAGGGAGUCUCAACUCGGGCUCAGCUGAUGGCGGGAAAACGAAGGAAAAGUCGGAAAAGCCGGCUGGCCAGCCCACCGCCUACAGCAUGCGACCGGCUUUUGGAGAGAUGUUUCCCCUGCCCACCAUCAAGAACAUAAUGAACAACGUGAUGGCUGAUAAGCUCAAGGACAAAACCUACGACAAGGAUGUGGCCAAAACGUGGACGAGUGAGAUUGCGGACGAGGUGAACCAGCAGAUAGCCAGCAGCUCCAAGGUGAAGCGGUACAAGCACGUCGUCCAGGUGAUGCUGGGCCAGGAGCUGGGCGCGGGGGCCACCUACAACUCGCGCUGCUGCUGGGACUGCGACUGCGACACCUCCAUCUCCGAGGUCUUCAGCAACACCAGCCUCUUCUGCGUGUGCACCGUGUUCGGCACCUACCAGUACUAGUCGGGGAUCAUAGAGAUCUGCACGAGUAAGUAAAGGUAGACUCGAGUAGUACUGAGUGAUGAAAACUCUUAAGCUGUCAUCGGGGAAUUGUCAAAGUAAUCGGUUCGUUUUACAGAUUUGGUAUGCGUUUUUGAAAAAUCUAAAUCGAUUGCAAAUUCAGAACAAAAGGAACGUUUAAAAGAAUGCAUGAAUACCUAAUCGAAUUGAGACCGUGAAUUCUUUAGAGCAGGAGUACCCAAUGUGGUCCACUAGAAAAAUUUUGUUAGUCCUACUAUUUUAAAUGGUUAUGCAUUUAACACAAUGACACAUCAAAUUCUUUAGAGCAAGAAAAACCUGGUUUUUAUUUUUUAAAUCUAUAAAAUAAUUAUUUUAAAUAAUAAAUCCGCGAAUGCUUUAGGAUUAAGGGAACCGACAUUUAUGGAAGAAAUUUGUUAUAAAAAGCCAUACAUAUAUAAAUGACCGCUUUAGGAAUUAAAAGUCCAAUGUUAAAUUUAUUACUACUCCUACGAUUCUAUAAUGCCGAGUCGUGGCAUCUUCAGCAUGAUUACAUUUACUUGUGACAUAGGCAUCGAAUCGUGCAGGUCUCUAGUAGACAACCCACAGAACUGAUUAGGCUAAGGACCACCUAACAAUGUUUACUAUUAAAGGGUAGGCACCGGGAAACAAAGGGUUCAUCACUUUCGAUGGUCGACCUUCGUCGAGCUUCAUUGAAUGCGCACGUUCAGCGGAUUGAGUAUGCGGCCCGACAUCACAGCCACGUCCAGGUCGCGAUCCACGAUGAAAAACAGAAACGGAUGAUUCACGGAGAUCUGAAUGGGCUUCGUUUGGGCGCCGUAGUUGCCUAGAGAGCGAAAGGAAGUGUUUAUUGCACUUUGUCUCGUGUUGCAGAGGCUGCAACAGUUGCAACACCAUUAGGUGGGGCCAUCGCAAUGCGUUGCGGCUCAAUGCCUUCGGCCCACUCCACUCAGGUGUGCUGCAAUGCGAGACACUUACGCUUCAGCUGAUUGAUGGGAUGCGUACGGAUGGUGACGUCUAUGGAUUGCUCAAUGUGCCGCACGUAGACGCCCUUCUCAUCAGUCAUGGGCCUGAAAUCCGCGCGAUUCGGCUCGAAGACAUCGCAGCUGCAACGAAAGUAAGAGUGAGCAGGGAGCUGCCGCGAUAACGCCCAUGCUUACAUUCCCAUCUGCAACAAAAAAGCACAAACCAAAGACACUCGGCUCAAUAAAAACGCUUCGAAUGGCACUUCACCAAAAAACACUCACAUUCUGCAGGUCGUUGGUCAGGAACAUGGUCCCGUGCAGCUUGAAAUCUGGAAUGAUGGCCUGCACCCAUCGCGGCUUUAGCUGCUUCCGCAUCAACCGAAGAGUGGGGCCCAGCUUCAAGGAGGCGGCGGCGGCCACGAUGUCCGUGUGAUAGUCGGGCAGCAGGAUCAUAAGGUUGUACUCCGGCGUGUCCAACUCUAGCUCCAGCACGCUUAUUUUUAGGUGCUCAAAGUACUUGUAGUACAGAACAGCGUUGUACACUUUGAAGGUGGUGUGCACCACCUGCUGGUUGCCCAGGUAGAAAACGUGGCUUAUUACAUCCGUGUUAUAGUUGGACUUGCCCUCGGCUCCCUCUCCAAUAUAGUGUGGCUCAAAGUCGUUGGUGAUGGGCGCGAAUGCAGCGGGCACUGGCGGAGGAAUGUGCAGCGGAUGGUGCGGCACGUGAGUGUGCGGAUUGAAGAGCGUCAGGAAGAGAUUCGCAUCCAGAUCCUUGUAGCCUGGCAGGGCAUGCCGCUUGUGCCGCGCCAUUUUCGUCUUCCGAGUCAGCGAGAUGUUUCCCACCGCCUGAGGUGCAAUAAUGGAAAUUACCUGCCGUGUUG
Molecule: messenger RNA, 2469 nt
Organism: Drosophila subpulchrella
Lineage: Eukaryota; Metazoa; Arthropoda; Insecta; Diptera; Drosophilidae
Product: tctex1 domain-containing protein 2
Exons: 3
Coding region: 87-608 (173 amino acids)
Biological process (GO): microtubule-based movement
Cellular component (GO): cytoplasmic dynein complex; cytoplasm
Molecular function (GO): dynein intermediate chain binding
Source: RefSeq, a predicted model, not a curated record